AUGUGCCACCUACAAGAUAUUGUGAAAGAAGAAAAAGAAUCAACGAAAGUUAGAAUCAUUUUUGUCGCCAACCAUGAGGAUUCGCUGGUGGUCACCCACCCAACUACUAACUCACCGGCGUGUGGCUUAAGUACGGCUGAGCGGACGGGAAGCCCUGUUUUCCACACCCUAUGGUCGUAUGUAUCAUGCUACGCGUGGAAAAGGAUUAUGGAUAGUGUAAAAGAUCGGAAGUGUUGGGUUAUGAAAGGGUGA
Penicillium crustosum is the source of this 252-nucleotide messenger RNA. The record is from RefSeq and is a predicted model, not a curated record. NCBI's taxonomy places the organism in Eukaryota, Fungi, Ascomycota, Eurotiomycetes, Eurotiales, Aspergillaceae.